Mytilus californianus (California mussel) is the source of this 9862-nucleotide messenger RNA. Its product is annotated as calcium-dependent protein kinase C-like. The coding region runs from base 46 to 2016 and encodes 656 amino acids. Lineage: Eukaryota; Metazoa; Mollusca; Bivalvia; Mytilida; Mytilidae. The transcript has 16 exons. Gene Ontology annotation, molecular function: diacylglycerol-dependent serine/threonine kinase activity; ATP binding; zinc ion binding. The record is from RefSeq and is a predicted model, not a curated record. Gene Ontology annotation, biological process: protein phosphorylation.
UCGGCCUUGAGUUCAGCGCAGCCUGGCAGAUUACACACUGUCAAAAUGGCUGAAGAAAAUAAAAGCGAAGGAAAAGGUGUUCAUCGAAGAGGAGCUUUAAGACAGAAAAAUGUGCACGAGGUUAAAAAUCACAAAUUUGUAGCUAGAUUCUUUAAGCAGCCGACUUUCUGCAGUCAUUGCACGGAUUUUAUAUGGGGUUUUGGGAAACAAGGAUUCCAGUGUACAAUAUGUAGUUUUGUAGUACACAAAAGGUGUCAUGAGUUUGUAUCAUUUGGAUGUCCUGGUGCUGACCAAGGACCAGACUCUGAUGCAACAAAUUUACACCGAUUUAAAGUACACAGCUAUGGCAGUCCAACAUUUUGUGAUCAUUGUGGUUCAUUGUUAUAUGGCCUUCUACACCAGGGACUUAAAUGUGAAGCAUGUGACAUGAAUGUACAUAAAAGAUGUGAAAAGAACGUUCCAAAGUUAUGUGGAGUUGACCACACAGAAAGACGUGGUAGAAUCAAUUUAUCAGUUUCCUACCAGAAUGGCAAGCUUAAGAUCACAAUUGUAGAAGCCAGGAACUUAAAUCCUAUGGACCCAAAUGGUUUAGCAGAUCCUUAUGUUAAAAUUAAAUUAAUACCAGAUGAUAACAAUAAAACUAAGAAGAAAACAAAGACAGUGAAAACUAACCUCAAUCCAGAGUGGAAUGAAACAUUUACAUUUGAUCUUAGUCAAGAAGACCAUGCGAAACGCCUUUCAAUAGAAAUAUGGGACUGGGAUCGUACCUCAAGGAAUGAUUUCAUGGGAUCAUUAUCAUUUGGGAUAACCGAGGUGAUAAAGGAAACACACGAUGGCUGGUUUAAACUGCUGAGUCAGGAGGAGGGAGAGUUCUAUGGUAUUCCUGUCAGUGAUGAUCUAGCAAGUGACAUACAAGAAAUAAAAGACAAAAUGAAGAAAGCAGCAAUAGAUGAUGGAAGACCUCCAAGAGUUGAUCUUUCCAAAAAUACCAGUAAACAGGACACAAUACGAGCUACAGAUUUCAACUUCCUUACAGUUCUUGGGAAAGGCAGUUUUGGUAAAGUUGUUUUAGCAGAAAGAAAAGGCACAGUUGAAUUAUAUGCGAUAAAAAUAUUGAAAAAAGAUGUGAUAAUUCAAGAUGAUGAUGUCGAAUGUACAAUGAUAGAAAAACGUGUUCUAGCCCUUCCCACAAAACCACCAUUCCUUGUACAGUUACAUUCUUGUUUCCAAACUAUGGACCGGUUGUAUUUUGUUAUGGAGUAUGUAAACGGAGGAGAUUUAAUGUAUAGAAUUCAACAAGAGGGAAAAUUCAAGGAGCCUGUAGCUGUGUUUUAUGCAGCAGAAAUAGCCAUAGGUUUAUUUUACCUCCAUGCACAAGGAAUUAUUUAUAGAGAUUUAAAGUUAGAUAAUGUAAUGUUAGAUACAGAGGGUCAUAUAAAAAUAGCAGAUUUUGGAAUGUGCAAGGAAGGAAUUAUCCAUGGAGAAAAAACAACACGAACUUUCUGUGGUACACCUGAUUAUAUAGCACCUGAGAUCGUACUGUAUCAGCCUUAUGGUAGAUCAGUAGAUUGGUGGGCUUAUGGUGUCUUAUUGUAUGAAAUGUUAGCAGGUCAGCCUCCAUUUGAUGGUGAAGAUGAAGAGGAACUUUUUACUUCUAUAACAGACCACAAUGUGUCUUAUCCCAAAUCCAUGUCUAAAGAAGCCGUUUCAAUUUGUAAAGGUUUGUUAACAAAGAAUCCAUCAAAAAGAUUAGGCUGUGGUCCUACAGGUGAGAGAGACAUCAAAGAACACAGAUUUUUUACAAGAAUUAUGUGGGACAAAAUUCAAAAUAGAGAAGUGCAGCCUCCAUACAAACCAAAAAUUAAAAACCGAAAGGAUGUCAGCAAUUUUGAUCGUGAGUUUACAAGUGAAGCCCCGAAGAUGACGCCAACAGACAAAUUGUUUAUCAUGAAUCUAGACCAGACAGAGUUUGCUGGGUUUUCCUUUGUCAAUCCUGAAUUCAUUGUCAGUGUGUAGAUGGUCAAGUGUGAAUGGAGGGGAGACAACUCUAUCCUAAAAAAGAAAUGAUUCCUUAAGCUCAGUGUGAAAAACAGAUGUUGUAACUUCUUCAGCUACUUUACAAUUUAAUUGUACUUGGAAACUAUAGAGUGAGAAUGAAUAAGGUUGUUUAUAUUUAUACAGUCAAACUGCACAAGUAUAAAAAAUUACGAAUCCAGUUCAAAUUUCAUCUUUGAAAAAGUAAUGUCCAGAAACAGAUAUUCAUUACCUAAAAAAGUGACUGAGUGAAAAAAAAAAAUGUGCUCAAGAUGAAAACUGUUUGCUCCACAUACAGUAUUUCUCUUUACAAUAGAAAAUGCAGGUAUAUUUUUUGUAAAUUUCUUGCCAGUCUUUUCCCAUUACCAUGUAAUUUUAGAAUAGAAUGCAGAUUUUAUUUGAGAUUUCACCACAUGUUUGAUUGUUGCUUGUUUAAUGUCCAGUAGCAAGUAUUUCAUUUACCCCUAUCUGUUAAACAAACAAUAGUCAAACAAUCAUGUUGUGACUUUUCAAAAUAAAAACUAAUACAUGAUGUUGUCAUUUACUUUAUCUUGUCUUUCUUACUUUUUCAUGGGACUUAUUUAACAGCCUUUUCAAACCAGUGAGUUAAUGGAAACCAAAAGUAAGCAAUUUUUUUCCCGUAUUAUUCUCCCGCCAAACAAACAACAUGGCCACCCACAGUGACUAUAGGAGAAAUUUUUGAUCUGUCUCCCAAAGUUUUGAUGAUAAAAUCCUAAGUUUGUUUUCUGGAAAAUUACAUAAUGACAGCAUCUUAAAUCCAAUGUGUUUGUUAUUAUUGAACAUUUUUACAUUGGACCUAUGGGAAAAUGCAUAAGUAAAAUUCUACUUGUAAUCUCUGAAAUCAUAGUGUGUUUGUUUAAUAGUAAACCCAUUGACCCAACCAUCCAACAUUACAACCAUAGAACAAACAGGGUAAAAUUGAUUAUAUUUGCCUUUCAGGAUAGAUUUUCAUACUUGCUUAAUGACCAACACAUGCUCCUUAGAACCUCUAGUUCAUUUAUCUUUAGAAUAGCCUUGUAUCUUCCCUAAUUUAACUAUCAAAAAGUGUAAAAUUAUUACAUGUGUAUAUACAUUUUGAAAGGUUGUUAAUGAUGUAAGGAUUUUAAAUAAUGGUGACUUAACUUCCCAUCAAGACAGGUGUAUUGAGUAGCCGUAUUAUUGAAUGGAUGGGGGAUAGGGGGAUGAAACAAAACAGAUAUUGGAAUAUGGAGAGGGUGGGAUUAAAUUACUUUCAGUAUCUAUUUUCAUACUCAUUGUAUUUUUUUGUUUGAUUUCUUGGGUGGGAAAAUCAUGUUUUUUUUUUAUUGUCACAUAAUAAAAAUUGAAAGAUAUUUCCGAAUAUUUUAGAACAAAGAAAAAUCCCAAUUGUCAUUUAACUUUUUAAUGCAAGAAUUUUCAUUAAAAAAAUGCAAAAGAAUAUGAACAAAAAUCUUUUCCUCUUGUAUAUGUAAGGUAUGGCUAAAUACUCAAUAAAUGACAUCCAUGUACUUAUUUAUUUUUGUUACACAACAGGUGCAGUUUUAUGAACCGUAAUGGCCUAGAUUUAGAGAAUUACGUUUUGUCAGAAUUCAGAACAACAACAUCCUGUUCCUUCCAAAAUCAUGCAACCUUGACCCACUUACUUCAGUGGAUAAAAAUUAAGUUUAUGAAAAACAGAUUACUUGAAGUCAUUUAUAAAAAAGCCUUACUACAUUUUGGAUUGAAUAAAAUUUGAGGAUCUGGUAGUCUGAGUGAAAUCUAUUGAAAGAAAAAGCAUUUCACAUAAAAAAAGACAUGCAUCUAUUAACUGUAUUGUAAAUGAAUGAGGAAAAGGACGGGAGACAGUUUUGAAAAAUUCUAUUCACAUCAAAAUGGGUACAAUAUGUCACAUUUAAAAUCUAUUUAGUUUAUUGACAUUACAAAACAUCUCUUAUAUGACUGAGUUGCAUUAAGUUGCAAAUUAAGCUUGUAGUAUAGUCUGCAUUGAGUGGAUGGGUGGGGGGGGGGGGUUCCUGUUUUGUAUAAUCAAGUCCUUUUACCAUUUUUUACCCAGAAUCAUCAAACUUUCUGAAAUGUACACAUUUGGAUAAUAGUUGCAGAUUUUCUCUAUGAUGAAAAUUUAAAAAAAUUCAAGAAAGUGAUUGAUAAAGGGUACUUAUUUUUUGUAAUCAGCAAAUUCAACUUUAUUAAAAUUCAAAAGAAUAAGCAUUUUUGAUUUUAAGCAAAAAGAAUUUAAGUAGAUUUUUCUUUUUUUUUUCACCUAUUAUUUGAGCUGUCUUCUGAGUAUGUUGACAUGGUUUUCACUGAAUAUUUGUUAUUAUGUAUGUGAAGAAACAAGGUUAAAACUCAUCAUAAAUAUACUACAGUAAUGUUUGUAUCAGCUCGUUGUUGUUGUAAAUUAUACACAAAGUUUAUUGGUCAUUUUGCUCACUUUUAUAGACUUUUUUUGAUGUGAUAAAUGUGUAUAUAUAUAUGUGUAUGAUUCUGUGUGUUAAUGUUUGAAAUGUUCAUUGAAUAAUAAUAAAUUCUUAUUCAUAGCAAUAUGAAAAACCAGGAGUGGACAAUUGAAACGAUUCAUACAUUUCUUAACAUUAUUUGUACCACAAUUUCUUCACAUUUUAUACCCCACCUAUGAUAGAAGAGGGUAUUUUGUUUUUUGGUCUUAGUGUCUGUCCAUUUGUUCCUCAGUCUUCCUCUGUCUGUUGUGUAUUAGGUUGAAGUUUUGAUUUAAGGAAGUUAACCUUGAAAUUGUGGUCACAUCAACUUGAAACUUAGAACACUUUUUAUGCCCCCGCCGUAGCGGAGGGGGCAUUAAGUUUUACCCUUGUCCGUCCCUCGGUAUGUCCUUUGUCCCAAAGUUGGUUUCCCUUCUCUAACUUUAGUUUGCCUCAACCAAAUUUUAUAAAACUUAUACACAAUGAUUAUUAACACAAAAUACAGAUCAAGUUUGAACUUUGGUGGCGUCACUUUAUUUAAACUGAAUUAUUCGUUUCCAUUCUCUAACUUUAGUUUGCCUCAACCAAAUGUUAUGAAACUUAUACACAAUACUCAUUACCACAAAACUCAGAUCAAGUACAAAUUUGGGUAGGGUCAGUUUUACCGUUCUUCAGUUAUGUCCCUUUAUUACUAUAUGAUAUGCAAGCGGGGGCAUCAUCUGUGUCCCAUGGACACAUUCCCCAUUUAUUAAUUUUGAUGUGAUAUAUUCCAAAUUAAGAUUUUUAUGCCCCACCUACAAUAGUAGAGGGGCAUUAUGUUUUUCGGUCUGUGCGUCCGUUCGUUCGUUCGUCUGUCCUGCUUCAGGUUAAAGUUUUUGGUCAAGGUAGUUUUUGAUGAAGUUGAAGUCCAAUCAACUUGAAACUUAGUACACAUGUUCCCUAUGAUAUGAUCUUUCUAAUUUUAAUGUCAAAUUAGAGUUUUGACCCCAAUUUUACGGUCCACUGAACAUAGAAAAUUAUAGUGCGAGUGGGGCAUCGGUGUACUAUGUACACAUUCUUGUUACCUAGGUAUUGGGGUUCACUGGACAUGGGAAAUGUAAUAGUGUUGGUGGGGUAUGGUGUACUAUAAACACAUAUUCUGGUUCUUGAUAUUUUUUAAAGGUUUGUGAGAAAAUUUUGGUUUGCAAUUGUGUUAGCUUAAACCAAAGAUGAUCUCAGAGAUCUUAUACAGCUUUUCCUGUUGCAUACACAUAUACUCAAUAGCACUUUGGGGAAUAUUCAAUUAUUUUGUUGGCUUCAUUUUACACCCACACAAAAUCCAUUUCAAACAUGUCUCUACCUCUUCAACAUUUUUUAUAUAUAGUUUUGAAAUCCUGUCAUUUUGUUGUCUCCAUUUCACAGUACAGAAUUCUUAUGAGAAUAUUUAUAUUUACAUAAGGUAUCUGUAUUCUUGCAUAUUAAUUGCAUAAAAUGUUUUUGUCCAAGACUGGAUAUAGCCCGGCAUGUUUCUAACUACUGAACCUUUAUUUGUCCACUGUUGGUAUUUCAUGUAUAUUUUUAUUAAAAUGUGAUUAACAUGCAUAAUUAUAGUCAGUUUUGUAUUUUCUUUGCUUUAUGAAUAGUUUUCUUCCAUAAUUUUUAUCUUUUUCUGCUUGUUAUUCUACAUAUGUUUUUUCCUUCUAUAUAUAGUGCAAUUUAGAGAAUUAUUUUAUCUAUUAGUGUAUAUUGCCUUAUAAUUGUAGUGAUGACAUUUCAAAUAAUUUGUGCGUCAAUUUAUAUUUUGAAUUUGAGACAAGUCAUGUCAGUACUUCAUGUCAUUAUGUAUUUAUUCUUUGUUUUUACAACAAACCUGGAUUAUGGAUAUAUUUGUUCAUUACUGAAUAAUGUUGUCGUCCAUAACAGUUCUGUCUACAAAUUGAUUGAUUAAGUUCAUACAGAUUAUGGCUUGUAUGCUAUAACAGUGACAAUGUUUUCUUUAAUAUGAAAGAACUAUUUUUUAAGGGUACAAAAUGUAUUAUAAAGUUAUCCAUUGAAGAGAUUUAUGGAGAAAUAUUUUUACAACACUGCCAUUUGAACAAACAAAAAAAUUCUGCAUAAACAGACACAUGGUAGAUGUUCCGAUAGGUUUUUUUUUGUCUCCCACAUCAGGUGCAUUUAUUUUGUGUUCUGUCAAGCUUCUCAUAUUUAUUGACAGUGUUGAAAAACUUGCAGGAAUUAUGUCUGAACAAUAAGUACUUAAUGCUAGCUGUAAGGAUAUGCUAUUGCAUUCCAUAAAAUACAUAAAAAAAACUUAAUGACCUAAUCAAAAUUUGCUUUAUAUAUGAAAUGGUCAGACAUUGUUAAGAAGUUUGAUAUUUAAACUCAUUCAUUGUUGAUUUUAACAUUGACAUCAUUGGUAUAUAUAUUUAGUUUACAAUUCUGCUAGAAUUUGGUGCAAAAAUUCUUGAAAAAAAAAACCCAUGCCAUUUGGACUUUUGAAUCCAUCACUUAUGAAAGGCUCAAUGAGCUACUGUCUCAGCCAGUGACUGCAUUAAUUGUAAAAUGCUCAUUAUUUAAGAAAGCAGAACAGUUUGAUAAUUCAUAUUUGGUACAAAAAUGUCUUGUGGUCUGCAGUUCGUCACAUGUCCUUCAUCAACUUAUUGAAGUCAACAUUAAUUUUCUGUGAUCAAGUCAGUUUCUCAUUUACCAUGAGUUAUAGAUUAAAAUACUUGGUCCAUAGAGUUAUUAUAAGCUUAGCAUGUUUGUCUGGCAGAUGAUGCUUGACCUUAACCUUAUUUUAUGGUUUAGUGACCAAAAUUAGAUAUCAUACUUAGGUCAACGUCUGAGUUACUUUGAAUAGGUUACUUCAUUUGAUAUAUAGAAUCAAUGUCAGAUAUUAAAAAUGCCAGUCUAAUACUAGUCACUCGACCUUAACCUCAUUUUCAUGGUUAUUGCUCAACCGUACAGGUACCCGUAUUCUUGAAACAUGGUAAGAACUAUUAACAUAUAACUAACUCAUAAUCUAUAAAGACAUUUCAGCAUGAGCAUCCUUGUUGAACGUAGGUAGGCAAGUCUGAUGCAUUUAAGCAUUACAAACUUAACGUUAUCUCAGCUGUCCUACAUAUAUACAUGUAUAUAUAUAUUAUAUAUCAGUAAAAUAAGGUACUUAAAACACUGCAUAAUAAGCAUUACAUACUUAAAACGUCAUCUCAAACAGCUGUCCAAUACAUAUAUAAGUAAAUAUAUAGGUAAGAUGAGGUAGUGUUACAGCAUUUUAUGAUCAUGGAAAGCAUUUUCAUAUAACAGAAACUAUUAUACAUUUUGUUAAAGUACAAUCAAAUGUUAUCACCUAGUUAGCAACACCAUUACAUUUAAUCCAAUAUAUCUGCAGCUUGUAGUGUGUAGCGGUACAAUCAAUGAAUCUCCGUAUCUUUUGAUAUAAUGUAUACAUGUGUUAUGUAUCAAGUGGGGUUAUAGUAUUUCCCUCAAUUUUGGCAUAUACACUUUUUUGUGGUAUUAAGGUUUUUGAUAGACAUUUUUUAGUCAUUCUUCAUUAUGUAUAUCAUAAUGCAAAUGGGCUGCAUCAAAAUGUUUUUUAAAAAUUGUGAAAUUUUGUCUAAAUGCGUUGUUUUGCCAACCAAUAUUCAGGAUUAAAGAGGAGGGCCUAGUAUUAUAUUUUGGUCUAUGAGAAAUGUGAAGAAAAACUUCUGAAGCAGUUCAUACCAGACUGGCAAAAGGAAUUUGAAAACAAACACAGGUCUUGAUACUGUAAUCCUUUUGGCAAUAAAUAUACACUCGAGACUUGUGUAGUGAUCCAGGAUAAAUAUGUGCCUCACUUUAUAGCUGUGACACAUAGGAUAUAAAAGUUACAUAAACAGGCUCAGGGAGACCUCUAAUAUAAAUAUUCUAAGGGAAUUGAUCAAAUUACUAAUAAGAAUUCAAUUUAAAAUAUUUAUUUGUCAACAAUGGUUUAAAGAUUUCAUACUCCCAAUUAUAAUACUUUUAUAUACCUAGUGUUCAAACUCGUUAGAUGAUAAAUUUGCAGGAAAACUUAAGAAUGAUCAAAAUGCUUUUAAGCUUUGAUUUUGCUGCAAUGCUUUGUUCAUUAUUUCAUCUAGAAAUCCCACCAAAUACAUGUUAUUGUUCUUCAUAAAUUAAACAAAGAAUGUUUAAAGGUUUUGGUCAAGUUGUUGAUGAUAAUAACCCUCAAAAUUAGUAAGAGUAAUUAUUUGAUAUAAAUCUGGAUUGUCAAUUAUCAAGUUGUUUUUCUUAGUGAAAAUAGUAAUAUUCAACCAUGUUCUAUUGUGACAGAGGUUGUUUUGCUUCUUUCAUUCUUACUAUAUUUCUUGUAUACAGAAGUGUAAAUUAAAAUAUAUCUUUUUAGACAACACAAAAAUGACAGUUUUGUUGUAAAAAUAACAUUGUUUUGUUGUAUUCUAUAGAAAAUCAGUUUAAUGUAGAAGAGUUAGAUAUUCUGAAGAAGUUCUAUAACAGAUUGUAUGACUGCAUUUCAUUUUCACAACAUUUUAGAAUUGAGUAGAUCAUCGCUUCAAGAGUUGUUACAAAUUCUGCACUUUAUAAUGUCAGGGUUAUAUUGAGAGAAGUAAUAAAUGUUUGUGUUUUUGUUUAUGAAUGUUGAUUACUUUUGAUAUUGAUGACAUUAUGUUGAAGGGACAAAACUAGAACAUUAUAAAAAUGUAGUCAUAUAUACUCAAACACUAAUGAAGUUGUCAACUUUAUUGUCUUCUGGAAACAUAUAUUGUGCAAAGUUUAUGACAGCUUUCUAUCAAUUUAAGUAAAUAAAAUUAUUGAAAAGCAACAUUAAAUUUUAGUGAACUAAUAGUCAAAAUAGAUUUUUUUUAUAAAACCUUUUCAUUGAAUAGGGAGGGGAAAAUUAUGAAUAUUUUUAUGAUGUGGCUUAAACUUUUGCAGAUUAUAGAGUAAAUUGUUUGUGACAAUGUAUGUUAUUUAACAUUUUCUUUGAGACUAGAAAGUGUAUGUAAUACAUGUGCUUAACUUUCAGUGUAGCCCUCAUAACAAUGUUAUUGAUAUCUUGUCACAAGUGUAAUACUAUACAUCAUUUAUUACGUACUUAAUAAAUAAAACUAAAAAUUUCUAUCUGAAAUUUACUGGUCUUCAAAACUAUUUAAAAAGUAUUAACAAUAGUUUCUUAACUUAAGAGAAAUGCAUAUCAGCAAAUUCACAACUGAGCAAAAUCAAGUCUAUUCCAUGACGUAACAACAGUUCUGUAUAUCAUUAUAUUUAUUUUUGUCACUGCUUGUAAAAAUUCAAUUGCUGGCAAUUUCCCUGUACCUUUGUUUUAAAACAUGCAUAUUUAUUUCUUUUCUUCCUUACAAGGUGUAUUACUUUAUUUGUUAUUGUUGAAAAUUAAUAUAAUAAAUAUUUGAAUUAUA